Molecule: messenger RNA, 844 nt
Organism: Brassicogethes aeneus
Lineage: Eukaryota; Metazoa; Arthropoda; Insecta; Coleoptera; Nitidulidae
Source: the annotation of a GenBank genome assembly
CUAACCUAACAUGAUCAGUCAAUAACAAAUCGCUCUAAAGUCAUGUUGAGCCACAUUGGAAGCGUUUUAAGGCAAGCUCGUGUAACAUUUACGUGUAGUAAGGACCUACUUUACCAGAAUAUCGAGAUUUUGAAGGCGUUAUUGGAUAAAACGACAUCGGAAGAUGUAAAUUUAAGCAGUCAGUUUCAAAGUGAGGAACUGUGGAAGAGACCCAAUAAAGCUCCAGUGUCUUAUAUUGAUAUUUUUGAGGAUGAUAAUUUUACCGUUGGUAUAUUUGUUUUACGGCCUGGCAUGAAAUUGCCUCUACAUGACCACCCUGAGAUGUUUGGUUUGAUUAAAGUAAUUAGUGGUAAAAUUAAAGUUAGGAGUUUUUCAAUGGUGCAAAAUGAGACUGGGGGUAGUAAAGGGUUUUUUAAGAAGACGUUUUUUAAGGACAGUGUGCUGAAAAGCAAUGUGGUUGUGGUAGAAAAAUGUGACGACAUUAUAUUAGACAAAAAUAGUGAAUCCUGUAUACUUGAGCCCGAUAUUAAAAAUCUACAUGAAAUAGAAAGUGUAGAUGGUCCGGCAGCUUUUAUUGAUAUUUUAUCACCCCCUUAUGAUACUGAAAUACCCUUAGUAGGGCCACGAAAGUGUAAUUAUUACAGUACUCUAUCACAGGUUUCACAGAAUGUUUUUAAGUUGCAAAAAGUUGGUUGUCCUUCAUGGUAUUGGACUGACUCUUUCCAAUACACAGGCCCUGAUUUGCCUACAGAAAUAAAGGCACAAGUUAACAAAUAAUGUUUAUGAAAUUUUAUUUAGGAUUGUUUGUGAUAAUAGUUAAAUUUUUGUAUUAAUCAUAAAAGAA